AAGGAUGUAUAUAACAGUAGUACGUUUAUUUCGGACAGGAUUUUAAAUCUCGUGUGUAUCACCUUAAUAUAGCACUACUUUUUUGGAGAAACAAGGAAAGUAAAUAAAUAUAUAUAGAAAUAAUAAAAGCCAGCAGCAGCAUUAUGAAGAAACCAGCUUUCCAAAAUUUACAACGGACCUCUCUCUCUUGUUUCUCUCAGAUUACCUACCAGUUAUCAUAUAUAUUAUAUGCACAACCUCACCUACACAUACGUACAUACCCACAAAGAUGCACACAUUAUUCAUGGAUGUAUUAUCAAUGGAUGAGAUGGUUUCUGAAAUUACAAGAAUUCACAAAUCCUUACCCGAAAGACCUGGAGUUGAAGAAAUUGAAGCUGCAAAGUCGUUGAUUUUAAAUGUUGAAGCUGAUGAUGAAUCAAGAUUUCAGGCCAUUGCUAAACAAAUUAAGAACCCACAAGUACCUGAUGAGCUUUUCUUAAUCUUGCAAGAAAUGCAGAAGAAUUUGGUCUUUUUCCAAAGCAAGGAACAGCGAAGAGAGGCUAUUAGGCUCUUGGAUCUUGAGAAUGUCCACUUGCUGUUUGAUGAAAUGAUUCAGAGAGCUUCCAUGUGUUUGAAUUUCCCCAUUGUCUCUGCUUUGAAUUCUGCUGAUUCGGUUUCCACCACUGAUUUGUCGAAUUUUGGGUCUUUUGAGGCUAAUUCAUCCACAACAACAGGCUCGGGCUCAGGGUCGUUUAGUUUGUUUUAUGAGAUGGAUGAUUUCAACGUUUUUUCUCAAAUGUCUACGAGAGAUGAUAGUUAUGUGAAGAAGGCUAAAUCUAGUGAUGGGAUUGCAGGUGUGCCUCAAUCUGAAGUUGUUUUCACUCCCCAAAUUGUGGAUUCUAGUUUGAAACCAGUAAUUGCUUCAGGUCAAGGAGAGAAAAUGAGUCUUAUAAAGUUUGCUAGUUUAAUUGAAGUAUCUGCCAGGAAGAAGACACAUGAACUUAAUCUUCGGGGUAAAUUGAUAGAACAAAUUGAAUGGCUCCCAGAUUCAAUUGGUAAGCUAUCUAGUUUGACCACAUUGGAUAUAUCAGAAAAUAAGAUUGCAGCUUUACCCUCCACAAUUGGAGGGCUUUCAUCUUUAACAAAGUUGGAUUUGCAUUCUAACCAACUGGUUGAACUCCCUGAUACAAUUGGAGAUAUCCUUAGCUUGGUGUCUCUUAAUCUGAGGGGAAAUCAUUUGACAUCAUUGCCAGCUACAUUUGGUAGAUUGGUUCGGCUUCAGGAUUUUGAUUUGAGCUCAAAUCUCCUUCAUUUUCUUCCUGAAUCAAUAGGGUCACUUGUUAGUCUAAAGACAUUUAAUAUUGAGACUAACAACAUCGAAGAACUUCCUUAUACUAUUGCUCAUUGUUCCUCUCUAAAGAAGCUCCGUGCAGAUUAUAAUCACCUUAAAGCCCUUCCUGAAGCUGUAGGACAUCUUGCAUCUCUUGAAGUAUUGACUGUACGCUAUAAUAAUAUUAGUAGACUGCCUACCACAAUGGCAUCUCUAGAAAAUUUGAAAGAGCUUGAUAUUAGUUUCAAUGAGUUAGGCUCUAUGCCGGAGAGCUUAUGUUUGGCUACUACUCUUGUAAAGAUGGACAUAAGCAACAAUUUUUCUGAUCUACAGUACUUGCCUAGGUCCAUAGGAAAUCUCAAGAUGCUAGAAGAGUUGAAUAUGAGCAAUAACCAGAUAAGAAUCCUUCCAGAUUCUUUUAGUAUGCUAUCAAAAUUACGUUUCCUAAAUGUGGAAGGGAACCCACUGGAAGAGCCACCAAGAAGUGUUACUGACAUGGGUGCUCAGGCUAUUGUUCAAUACAUGGCUGAAUAUGUUGCAAAGAGGGAUGUGAAUGUAGAACCAGUUAAGCCGAAAAAGUCAUGGGCUUCAAUAUGCUUCUUUUCGAAUUCUAAUAAAAGGAAGCUCAGUGGAAUGGACUAUGUUAAAACCUGACUUUUGGCAAGGUUUAGAAAACAAGAUGCAAUUCUUCCUGGAACUUGGGUGGCACUGAUGUGGAAGGAAAUGAGAUCUUGUUGCAGCUGAUGCUUCAUUUGGAGUCUAUUAGAUUUCACAUAUGAUUUUGAUUCCUCCCUCGUGAAUUGUUGAUUACUUUUUUUAUUUCCAAGUAAUUUUGGUAUUGCUUUCUUAUAUUGUAAGGCCUUAAAAUGAGAUGUCAAUUGUCACGACAAAGUUUCUAGGGCAGCGUAUGUUGUAAUUGACCUUUCUUAGUGUUCAAUGAAAUUCGGGAUUAGGAAUUUACGAAUCAUGUAGUGUAAUUUAACAAUUUAAUAUUUUAUAAACUGAAUUUACCGUUCACUUCCCCUACUUUUUCAUUAGGGAAUUAUUAAAUAAAGUAUAUUGUUUUGUGAAACAAGAUGACUUGAAAUUGGAAGUUUAACAAGAAAGAACGGAAGAUCACUUGGAUUCCAUUAUUUUUGGUAACUUUCUUAAAAUAUUGUAAUAGGUGGGUUUUGUUGAAUAAUGUUGUAAAAAUAGUACUCCAUAGCUCUUUUGUUGCACUUGUAAUAGAGUUGUGUGAAAUGAUCCAGGUGAUAUCGGGUACCUGUCUACUCAAGCAUCGGGUCAUAUUAUUUUUAGGUUGUCCAGAUUUGGGUCCGGGAUCAUACUAUUCAGAUAUAAAUAGAUCGCAAGUAUUAAGGGUUCAGAUCUGAACUGAAUAUGAGCCAAUAUCAUACUUUCUAAUUUUUAACCGGAUAGUUUAUGAUCCACCGAAUAUGAUCUACUAACAUUAAAUAUCAUUAUCAUUUUAAUUAGAGUUAAUUACACUUUGUAAACCCUAGGUUUGCUCCAAACGCAGUCUAAUACCUGAACUUUAAAACGUGGCAAUAUGCACCCUAAACUUAACAUUCUCGUGCAAGUUGUAACUCCUAGUCACUAUUCUGUCCAAAUCUACCUUUAACUUUAACUGUUUGAGAGAUAACAGUGUGUAUAUUAGUUUCUAGCAGUU
Daucus carota subsp. sativus is the source of this 2978-nucleotide messenger RNA. Its product is annotated as plant intracellular Ras-group-related LRR protein 4. The transcript has 4 exons. Gene Ontology annotation, molecular function: protein binding. Lineage: Eukaryota; Viridiplantae; Streptophyta; Magnoliopsida; Apiales; Apiaceae. Bases 269 to 1963 code for a protein of 564 amino acids. The record is from RefSeq and is a predicted model, not a curated record. Gene Ontology annotation, biological process: signal transduction.